AUGUCGCGGGACAGUUUUGUCUUCUCGCCUACAGCCCUACGCUCCCUCCAACUUGACGAGGACAUGCUGGAAAGACACAAGUAUAGGAAGAAACUGGCUUCCCAUCAGCAUAACUGCUAUAUGCUGCAGAGAGGGGCCAGGGACUUGAUCCCAUUGAGGUCCAGCACGACCCGACCACCAGCAGUCUGCCAUGAUCUGGUCAUCCACAACGCUCUCUAUACGGGGGACCUGGAGGCUAUGCAACGCCUCUUCCCUAGAGGCUCCACAGUCAACUUCAUUGUCGAGCCACAGGGAGGAGACAUGCGCUGGGUGGCCAGUGGGGAAGGGCUCUGGUCAUUGACCUAUGAACAGGAGCUUACCACGCCACUCCACAUCACAGCUGGCCGAGGCUUCGCGGACUGCCUGAGACUCCUGCUGCAACGCGGGGCCAACGUAGACCUAGCACCCGGUGGCAGCACCGCUCUUCAUGAAGCUUGCGAGAGCUGCCAGCCUGAGUGUGCAAAGCUCCUGCUGUCCCAUGGCGCCAAUGCCAGCGCUGUUACUGAAGAUGGACUCAUGCCCUUGCAUGUUUGCACCGGCCCAGAAUCCCUCGACUGUGCCAAGUACCUCCUUCAGUAUGGUGGCGCAAUUAACGGGCGGAGCCUGGAUGAAGAUGACACUCCUUUACACGUAGCAGCCAGAAACGGCCUCCCAGAGCACACUGAGCUCUACCUACGCUAUGGAGCCGCCGUAGACAAACAGAAUAGCGAGGGCCUCACGCCGCUCAACGCCGCUUGCUCGCAGCCCCAGGAGCCGCAGGAGCUCCAGCGUUAUUUCAAGGUGUGCCAGCUGUUGAUGGGGGCCGGGGCAGACAUCCACACGCCGGAUCACGACAAACACACUGCGCUGCACAUGGCCUGUAAGAAUGCAAAUCCAGACACAGUGGACCUGCUGCUAGCUAACGGCGCCUGUGUCAAUGACAUGGACUACGGCGGUGAAGCCCCCAUGCACAACAUCCUGAAGGUGGUGUGCUACAAGAUUUCCCAUCAACCCGAGAGGGUGGUCCGCUCUCUGCUCAACCACGGCUCUAUUCGGGUGUGGCCUGGAGCCCUGCCCAAGGUCUUGAAACACUGUUGUGCCUCUCCGCGCACUAUCGAGGUUCUCAUGAACGCCUACACCAAGCUCAAAGUGACGGACACCUGGGCUGAGGCCGUCUCCCAGGAGGUCUUCAAGGAACACCAGGACUUCUACGAGUCUCUCUUGUCACUGGCCCAGGGCCCUCGAUCCCUGCAGCACCUUGCACGCUGCAGAGUGAGGAGCUUCCUGGGGGCCCGGGUGCAGCAGGUGGUGCCAAAGCUCAGCCUGCCCACCUUCAUUAAGAACUACCUGCUGCUGGAUUUCAGGGGCUACGUUCACUGA
Molecule: messenger RNA, 1398 nt
Organism: Lampris incognitus (smalleye Pacific opah)
Lineage: Eukaryota; Metazoa; Chordata; Actinopteri; Lampriformes; Lampridae
Gene: asb10
Product: ankyrin repeat and SOCS box containing 10
Exons: 5
Coding region: 1-1398 (465 amino acids)
Biological process (GO): protein ubiquitination; positive regulation of protein catabolic process; intracellular signal transduction
Molecular function (GO): protein binding
Source: RefSeq, a predicted model, not a curated record